Molecule: messenger RNA, 1467 nt
Organism: Magnolia sinica
Lineage: Eukaryota; Viridiplantae; Streptophyta; Magnoliopsida; Magnoliales; Magnoliaceae
Product: ATP synthase gamma chain, chloroplastic
Exons: 1
Coding region: 93-1244 (383 amino acids)
Biological process (GO): proton motive force-driven ATP synthesis
Cellular component (GO): chloroplast thylakoid membrane
Molecular function (GO): proton-transporting ATP synthase activity, rotational mechanism
Source: RefSeq, a predicted model, not a curated record
CUCUCUCUCUCUCCAACCAAACACACCCCAAAAUCAAAUUCCAUAACUAAAACAAAAGCCAAACACCCCCAAAUUCUCCACCCUCCCUCAUCAUGUCCAUCUCCAAUCUCUCAAUGUGGGCUCCAUCCAAACCCUCCACCCUCUCCCCAUCCGCCACCGCAGCCUCCGAUUCCCUCUCCUCCCGCUCCGUCCUCGUCCCCUUCCGCCUUCCUUCAUCCCACCCAGUGGGCCCCACCUCCUCCCCCCGCCAGUCAUCAGCGGCCCCCAUCCACUGCAGUCUCCGCGAGCUCCGCGAGCGCAUCGAGUCCGUCAAGAACACCCAAAAGAUCACCGAGGCCAUGAAGCUCGUCGCUGCCGCUAAGGUCCGUCGGGCCCAGGAAGCCGUCGUCAAUGGCCGCCCCUUCUCCGAGACCCUUGUUGAAGUCCUCUACAACAUCAACGAGCAGCUCCAGACCGAAGACAUCGACGUCCCGCUCACCAAAAUCCGCCCCGUGAAGAAGGUUGCCCUUGUCGUCGUCACCGGCGACCGUGGCCUCUGUGGCGGAUUCAACAACUACGUCCUCAAGAAGGCCGAGGCCCGCAUCCGGGAAUUGAAGGACCUCGGCCUCGCCUACACCAUCAUCAGCGUCGGCAAGAAGGGGAACAGCUACUUCCUCCGCCGGCCUUACAUCCCCGUCGACAAAUUCUUCGAAGGCGGGAACCUCCCGACAACGAAGGAGGCCCAGGCCAUCGCCGACGAUGUCUUCUCUCUGUUCAUCAGCGAGGAAGUAGACAAGGUUGAGCUCCUCUACACGAAAUUCGUGUCGCUGGUCAAAUCCGAUCCCGUCAUCCAUACUCUGCUCCCGCUGUCGCCCAAGGGAGAGAUCUGUGACCUUAAUGGGAAUUGCGUUGAUGCUGCUGAUGAUGAGCUCUUCAGGCUGACUACAAAGGAAGGGAAGCUGACGAUCGAGCGGGAUACAGUGCGGACCCCGACGCCGGAAUUCUCCCCGAUCCUGCAGUUCGAGCAGGACCCAGUUCAGAUCCUUGAUGCGCUGUUGCCGCUGUACUUGAACAGCCAGAUCCUGCGGGCGCUGCAGGAGUCCCUUGCAAGCGAGCUUGCGGCCCGGAUGACUGCAAUGAGCAACGCGACGGACAAUGCCUCAGACUUGAAGAAGUCACUGUCAAUGGUGUACAACAGGCAGCGCCAGGCGAAGAUCACAGGCGAGAUAUUGGAGAUUGUUGCCGGGGCUAACGCUCUUACAUAACUGUUGGGUUUGGCUCUCCUCUUUGCUGUUUGUUCUGUUUCGGGUCUUUUUUCCUAAUUCAUUCAAAUAUCCAUGUUUAAGGACAGCAAUUAUUAUUAUUAUUGUUAUUAUUAUUAUUAUAUGAAUAUUGUGAUGGACAGAUUAGUAAUUGUAAUGCGCGGCUACUGCAAUACUAAUUUUGUGGCACAAAUAUAAUGAGAAUCGCGACGUGGGUUCUGAAGAA